This is a messenger RNA of Phoenix dactylifera (date palm), 492 nucleotides long. Its product is annotated as putative calcium-binding protein CML29. The record is from RefSeq and is a predicted model, not a curated record. Gene Ontology annotation, molecular function: calcium ion binding. NCBI's taxonomy places the organism in Eukaryota, Viridiplantae, Streptophyta, Magnoliopsida, Arecales, Arecaceae.
AUGGCCGCCCCCCAGCCUUCACAGCCACGAUCUCUCUGCACCGACUUCGAGGUCUUGAGCUACAUCAACAGCCUGAUGGAGGUCUUCAAGUCUUUCGAUUCGAACAACGAUGGGCUGAUAACUUCUGACGAGCUCCGAGGAGUUCUGGGUUCCCUCGGAUAUAACACGAGCGAGCGAGAGGUGAAGGAGAUGAUGAGGCAAGGCGACACGGACAGAGAUGGACUGUUGAGCCUGCAUGAGUUCCUGGAGAUAAAUACAAGGGAGCUAGAUCUUGGGGACCUUGCUGAUCUCCUCCAGGCUGCGGUCCCGGCACUCGGCCGGGAGGUGGGUAAUGAUGAAGCAGUGACCGGAGAGGAGCUGUACAACGUACUGGGCUCCACGGGGAGUGCGAGCAUGGAGGACUGCAUGGAUAUCAUUGCUUGUUUGGACGGAGAUGGAGAUGGUGCUGUCAGCCUUGAGGACCUCCAGUGUAUAGUCCAAGCCCUUCUCUAG